Molecule: messenger RNA, 567 nt
Organism: Colletotrichum karsti
Lineage: Eukaryota; Fungi; Ascomycota; Sordariomycetes; Glomerellales; Glomerellaceae
Product: thioesterase superfamily protein
Exons: 7
Molecular function (GO): fatty acyl-CoA hydrolase activity
Source: RefSeq, a predicted model, not a curated record
UUGACCGUCUCUCAAGCCGCUAAGAUGCCUCCUAAGAUGCCUCCUCUUCGCUUUGUGCGAUCUGUUCUCAACUCGUUCUCCAAAGACUCCGGACUUGAGCCGAGGAAACAAUGUAUGGGAUUUUAUGACUGGGUGGAGAUGAUGGCUCAUCGGCUCACUCAACUGCAGUUUCGGGUGACCGCCGCGUCAGUCGGUAAGGUCGAGUUUGAGCUGGCUAUUCAGAAGGAGCACACGAACCGCCUGCAAACUAUCCAUGGAGGCACACUUGCCAGCCUCGUCGACCUUGGCGGCUCCCUUGCUGUCGCGUCCAAGGGUCGUUUCAUGACUGGCGUCUCAACCGAUAUCAACGUCACAUACUUGAACCCGGGAGGCACACCCGGUGAUAUCAUGACUGGCACUGCCAUCUGCGAUAAGAUGGGAAGAACCCUCGCGUAUACCACCGUUCAGUUCUUCAAUAAGAAGGGAGAACUCGCCGCGAGAGGAAGUCAUACCAAGUACAUUGCGAAGACUUGGGCAUCUGAAGACUUUGUUGCGCCUGAAGAGUACGUUGCUGAGGAGGAGAAGUAG